ACAUACAAAGUGUAUUACAAACUUAUAAUUAAUUUUAUGAAAAUAACAUGAUAAUAAUAAUUUAAUUCAAUUAUAUGUGUGUAUAUAAGUACACACAUAUAUAAGUAAAUUUAAUAUUAUGUAUGAGUCUCACUUUUAUAAUUGAAGGAUAUAUUAUUAAUAACUGCACUAGUAUACUCUGUUUCACUGAUUGUAUUCAGAAGGAACAGUGCUAUUGACUAAUGAACUUGUCUUUUGUAAUGAUCUCAGAAAUAUUGUGAAAUUGCUCGGAGAAAACUUUCUGGGAUAUUCUUAUCAAUACAUGAACGCAAUCAUCAUUGAGGCAGAGUGUACUUACAGGUACACAUUCGCGCACACAUCGACUUAUAUUAAUCGGACAAUUCUAUAUAUAUAUAUAGAAUAUGUGGCCUGAUAUACAUAUAAUGAUAUAUAACAUAACAUUUUUAACUUCAAUAUAGUAUUGAUCGUAGAAUGCUUCAAGAAUGCUUAAUGUCGUUUAUUUGAAUCUGUACUCCUUGAAUGAUAUGAAAUUAAGGGAAAAUUUUGUCAUAUAAUGAAUGAACGAAUUAAAUGCAUAUCUUGGAAAUAUUGCAGCUAUAUAGUCUUUUAAGAAGAUAAAUAGGUCUAGAUCAUCGAAUAGUGUGUAUGUGUGUGUGUGUAUGUGGUUUUGUAUACACACAGAUGUGGUAAUCUUUCCUAUGGAGUGCAUUUUAUAUAUAUAUAUAUAUAUAUAUAUAUAUAUAUAUAUAUACAUAUAUAUAUAUACAUACAUACAUAUGGCAGUAAUAGAUUGUCUUUUCUGUAUCUAUAUUAUUUCUUUCAACAUCAUCAUCAUCAUCAUCGUUAAUAGAUAAUUUAAUUGAAGUAAUUAAAACGUAACAUAUAAAUUUAAUCUUUGGUGACAUGAAAGCCCAUGUAGUUUUAUUAAUAUUGUCCUAUUUGACGUGGACGAUCGCUGAUGUAGAUUUUGAUACAAAUAUGACAUUGUCGGAGUUAUACGAGAGUGCUGUGGAAGCAUAUCUAAACGAAGAAUGGGAUGAAUGUAUUAAAAGAUUUACCAAGGCUUUACGUGGGUAUAAAAUCUACAAACAAACAUUAAUAAAAUGUCGAAGAAAUUGUGCAAUGGAAGCAGAAGGGUGGCAACCAUUUUAUCCAGAGAAUAUAGAAGAUUUACAUUUUUAUGAAAAAAAAGUACGCGAGACACUUUGUUUAAUGAAGUGUAAUCAAGAUUAUAAGGAUAUUGCUAACAAACAAAAAAUUAAUCGAUUACCUAUUGAUAUAGAAAGGAAGUUCAUAGAACAUCGUGUUUAUGAAUAUUUGCAUAUAUGUUAUUAUCAGAAAAAUCAUUUCCAAGAUGCAGCUAAUGCAGUCUUCACUUUUUUGGUUAUGCAUCCGCACCAUAAUAUGAGUGCUAACAAUUUGAAAUACUAUCUCACCUUACCAGGUGUACAUGCGGAUAAUGUUUCCAAUUUGGAGAUGUCACAUUUCUUAAUUCCUUAUACUACUGGUGUGUCAGAAUAUGAAAAGGAAAAUUAUAAGAAGUCAGUUAAAUUGUUUGAAAAUUCUUUGGCAGAUUACUUGAACUUGGAAAACGAAUGUAGAAUCUAUUGCGAAGGACCUUUCGACCAAGGAUGGCAUCCUGAAUUCACAUCCUUAUUAGCAAAUCAUUUUACUUACUCUUUGAAAUGUAAACGUAGCUGUUCGCGUUUGCUUAAUUAUGUGAAUGGAGAAAAUCGAGAUGAUCUACUCAGAAGCCAUUAUAAUUAUUUACAAUUUGCUUAUUAUAAAUUAGGAAAUUUAGCAGCAGCAGCAAAAGCAGUUGAAAGCUAUUUAUUAUUUGAUCCAGUUGAUGAAACAAUGUUAAACAAUAAAAAAUAUUAUCUUGGAUUACCGAAAGUAAAAAAGGAAUAUUUUGUCCCAAGAGAGGAAGCACUUGCUUAUAUGAAGAGACAAGAAUAUGAACGAAGAAUUUUGCGUUACAUUUCCGAAGAAUUUACAAUCUUAUCUGCAGAAUUGAAACAUGCAUCAAAUAAAACGAAUAAGCAAGAAAAUGAAGUUCAUUAAAUUUUUAUCAAAAGAACUUUUUAAAAUCCUAAUUGUUAUUUGUCUAUACUAUAUACGCAUGUGUAUGUUAUGUGUUGUGUAUUAUACGUUUUAUAUAUAUAUAUAUGUAUAUAAUAAAAAAUUUAUAUCGCUUAUUCGUGUUUACAUACAUAUAAUUUCACGUUCAUGCAUGUAUGUAUAAAAUGUUGCCUAUUAACAGGGAGGAUAAACUCUCAUUAUGAUAUAUUCUCAAUGUGUAUUGUAAACAGUUAAGCUGAAAAUAAUAUUAUAAAUAGAUAAUUAAAAAAAUAAUAAGAUUAAUUAGGAUUAGGUUGUAUAAAUAAUUGUCUUUUCCGUACAUGUUGUACAAAUGUUUAUUACGAAAUUAUAGUGACAUCUGCAUAUCACAGGGAGCUCAGUCGAUUCAUCGGAAACCACUCCAUCAUUAUGUGUGAUAAAAUUAUGAUAUAGAUAUAUUAAAAUUAAUAUGAUAAACAUAUGAUGUUAAAUCGUCUAAGUACAAAUUAUAUAAAGUUAAUUAUUAAUAAUAAUGUCAUUAAUAUGUAAUCGUUUUAAUAUAUAGUAUAGAAAUAAUGAGAACAAGUAUUAAUAAUACUGUCUUAAUCAAAGAUUUAGUUGAUGAAAAUUAAUAAAUUGAAUGCAAGUCUUUCGGUUUAUUAAGAAUCAUAGCAAAUGGAGUGGUUACUAAUGCCAUCGUUAUUUAGUAUUACUUCUCUCGAUAAAAUAGAAUGAGUAUCGCAUAUUAACGAAAAAAAUUUUUGGAUAAAAAUGAAAUACAUACACAUAUACAAAUAUACAGGAUGUCUCGAAAUAAUAUUAGUCGAAAUAGAUAUUUUGCAUUGAAAAUAUGGUAAAGAUGAUAGAAAUUAAAUUAUUUUUAUUUUCUAUAAAAAAAAAAAAAAGAAAAAACUAUUAAAAUAUUUUUAAUAAAUGAAGUGUAAAAAAUAAUAAAUGUAAUUCCAAUUUUAAAUUAUGAAAUGCAAAUAAGAUUAAAAUGAAGAAAAAACACGUGAUUAUUUCACACAACUGGAAAAUAUAAAUAAUAAAAGAUUUGUUUGAUAUAUAUUAUUAUAUUAUUAUUUAUUGAGCUAUAUUUUGCUCAGAAAUAAUUGUGAACUUGACAUUAGACGGUAAUAUUUAUUAAAAUAUACAAAAUAAUAUUUCAUUAAAAAAAAUUCUGAAUUUCAAAGUUUAAAAAAUAAUAAAAAUAAAUUUUUAUAGAUUUUUUGCUAUUUACUAAAUUAUUAUAGUUCGGUCGCUAUUCCGCCUAAAACUUACCUCAUGACAUUCUGUAUAUGCAUAUAUAAAUCAUUUAGAAAAAAAUAUAAUCUAAACAUAGGUCCAAUUCUACGAAGUUAUUACGGCAUAUCAAAGUUUUAUUACUACUAUAAUAAAUUCACAAUAAAACUUUGAUUUACUACUAGUUAUGAUACUUUUUAGUAUAAGACCUAUGUUCAUAGGACAUUUUUUUCCAUAAAAUGACUUUCUCAACAAACUAUGAUUUUUUUUUUACAUUCAUUAUGAAACAUCCUGUAUACAUAUUAUAGGAACAUUAAUGAUCAAAGCUUCUUUUUGUUGUUAGAUUUUUUUUUAUAACAAUAGAUACGGAAGUAUCUGUUACGUAUCAAAUAAAUUGGCCAAAGAAUGAUGUUAUACAUAAAGUCCCACAAUGAAAUCUAAUUUGUGAUUACACAAGUUAGUUUUAUAGUAACGUAAUUAAGCACAAAUAAUUUGUCAAAUCCAUAUAGUUUGCACAUUAAUAUACGUUACCAUUUCAUAUUACCAUCCAUAUAUAGUAUGACGCAGUAAAGAAUACAGGCAUUGGUUUAAAUCAUAUUUGGUAAAAAGAAAUUGUGAAAAUAUAUAUAUAUAUAUAGAUAGGUAUAUGCAGCUUAACAAAAGAACAAUUCAUUGAUAUGCGAUUUAUUAAAAAAUAAUGUAUAGAAUGUUUCUCAGGAAAUAGAACAACUUGAAAAAUUUCUUUCAUUUAACAAACUUAACUUAAAAUUUAACUGAAUAAUAUGUAAUAUGGUAUUUGAAGGCAACUAGGCAAGUGAUUUCGGCAUAAAUGCAAAAGUAAUACUUGACAUAAUUAUUCGGGAAAUUAAUGUUGAUUUAUUACAACAGUAAUUAAUGAUGAUAUAUAAAAAAUCUCUCUCUCUAUAUAUAUACAUAUAUAUAGUUACGUAUCUCGUGAAAUGAUAACAAAGAAUAUUGAAGACCUUUGUAAGCAUAAAUACUAUCAAGAAUGUCUUAACUCAAACUGUUAAAGGAGUGAGAAACCUUUGGUUCUUGCAUAACAUUAGAUUUUCAUCAAACAUUUUUACAAAUCAUUCUUUACUUAUCAAACUGCAUAUGGUAAAGAUAUAUCAUUAAAGCUACUCCAUUUAGUCAUUAAAUUAGUAAUCUAUCAUUUUAGAGUGAAUAUACUUUUAUCUAAACUUUAUCCAGAUUCAUCUUAGAAUAACGCAUGACAAUCUUAACAAGUUUUACAACAAAAGUGACUUUUGUCAUCGUUUGUAGUCCAUAAAAUGAAUUAUCUUAUAAACGAUUUUUGCACAAAAGCUUUCUGUACACAAUUAUAAUUUCUUUUCUAUUGAAAAUUACAUUUGAGUAUAUAUAUAUGUAUGUGUAUAUACACCUUCCUGCUAAGUAUACAAAUAUUUCGUUUUACUUUAAAGUUCCUAACGGUAUCUCAUUUAUAAUAAUGUGAUGUCUACAACAAAAUAACGAAAAAUUUAAGAAGAUAAAAAUAUUUUACUGCUGUAUGUUAGCUGAGCCUUCAUGUAAAAACAUUCAUAUUACACAUUUUGAUUAUGAAAAGAGAUUAAAACUGGCGAGUAUUGCUGCGAAAAUAUGCUGGAUACCAAAGUUUAUAUGUAGCUAAUAUAUUCUUAUAUUAUUUAAAUAAUUAAACACAAUUAAUCUCAAUGUUUUAUAUUUUUUUACAAAUCAAAAAACAAAAGAAGAAAGAAAAACUAAAGAAA
Vespa crabro (European hornet) is the source of this 5051-nucleotide messenger RNA. Its product is annotated as prolyl 3-hydroxylase 1-like. Gene Ontology annotation, cellular component: endoplasmic reticulum. The transcript has 7 exons. Gene Ontology annotation, molecular function: protein binding; collagen binding. Gene Ontology annotation, biological process: collagen fibril organization. The record is from RefSeq and is a predicted model, not a curated record. Lineage: Eukaryota; Metazoa; Arthropoda; Insecta; Hymenoptera; Vespidae. The coding region runs from base 904 to 2064 and encodes 386 amino acids.